Molecule: messenger RNA, 5642 nt
Organism: Myotis myotis
Lineage: Eukaryota; Metazoa; Chordata; Mammalia; Chiroptera; Vespertilionidae
Gene: ASAP2
Product: ArfGAP with SH3 domain, ankyrin repeat and PH domain 2
Exons: 29
Coding region: 370-3459 (1029 amino acids)
Biological process (GO): positive regulation of GTPase activity
Cellular component (GO): cytoplasm
Molecular function (GO): protein binding; GTPase activator activity
Source: RefSeq, a predicted model, not a curated record
UCCGUCGGACGCGCUCGGGGCCCGCGGCUGGGUGGCGGGCACUUCCCGCCGGCUCUGCGCGUCCGCCCGGGGGCUCGCUCGGCAGCGCAGGCGGCGGCGGCGGCGGCGGAGCGCUCGGCGCGGCGGGCGGACGGGCCGGGCCCGAGCUGCGCGGGGCUGCGCGCGCCGCCCCUGCUCCCGCCGCCCGGGCCCGCGGCCGGCCCUGCUGCGCCCUGCGGCGGCCCCCGCGGCGGCUCCCGGGGCUCCGGCGGCCCGCGCCCCGGCGCGUCCCUUUGUCCGCGGACCGGGCGGGCGGCGAGGGGCCGCAGGAGGGAGCCCGGCGGCGGCGGAGCGACCCCUGCCCGGCGGCCGGCCGCGCGCGCCGCGGCGAUGCCGGACCAGAUCUCCGUGUCGGAAUUCGUGGCCGAGACCCAUGAGGACUACAAGGCGCCCACGGCCUCGAGCUUCACCACGCGCACGGCGCAGUGCCGCCACACCGUGGCCGCCAUCGAGGAGGCUCUGGACGUGGACCGGAUGGUUCUGUACAAAAUGAAGAAAUCCGUGAAAGCGAUCAACAUCUCCGGGCUGGCGCACGUGGAGAACGAGGAGCAGUACACGCAGGCGCUGGAGAAGUUUGGUGGCAACUGCGUGUGCAGAGACGACCCGGACCUGGGAAGCGCCUUCCUCAAGUUCUCAGUGUUUACCAAGGAGUUGACGGCCCUUUUCAAAAACCUGAUUCAGAACAUGAACAACAUCAUCUCCUUCCCUCUGGACAGCUUGCUGAAGGGGGACCUGAAAGGCGUGAAGGGGGAUCUGAAAAAGCCUUUUGAUAAAGCCUGGAAGGACUAUGAAACCAAAAUCACCAAAAUCGAGAAGGAGAAGAAGGAGCACGCCAAGCUGCACGGGAUGAUCCGCACGGAGAUCAGCGGCGCCGAGAUCGCCGAGGAGAUGGAGAAGGAGCGGCGGUUCUUCCAGCUGCAGAUGUGCGAGUACCUGCUGAAGGUCAAUGAAAUCAAGAUCAAGAAGGGAGUGGAUUUACUUCAGAAUCUGAUCAAGUAUUUUCAUGCCCAGUGCAAUUUUUUCCAGGAUGGACUGAAGGCCGUGGAAAACCUCAAGCCCUCCAUCGAAACGCUUUCAACAGAUCUCCACACAAUCAAACAGGCCCAGGAUGAGGAGCGAAGGCAGCUGGUGCAGCUCCGGGAUAUUCUGAAAUCGGCGUUGCAGGUGGAGCAGAAGGAGGACUCGCAGCUGCGCCAGAGCACAGCCUACAGCCUCCACCAGCCGCAGGGCAACAAGGAGCACGGCACCGAGCGCAGCGGCAGCCUCUACAAGAAGAGCGACGGGAUCCGGAAAGUGUGGCAGAAAAGGAAGUGCUCCGUGAAAAACGGGUUUCUGACCAUAUCGCAUGGAACGGCGAACCGGCCCCCCGCCAAGCUCAACCUCCUCACCUGCCAAGUGAAGACCAACCCCGAGGAGAAGAAGUGCUUCGACCUCAUUUCGCAUGACCGCACGUACCACUUCCAGGCCGAGGAUGAGCAGGAGUGCCAGAUAUGGAUGUCUGUGCUGCAGAACAGCAAGGAGGAAGCCCUGAACAACGCGUUCAAGGGCGACGACCCCCCCGGAGAGAACAACAUCGUGCAGGAGCUGACCAAGGAGAUCAUCGCGGAGGUGCAGAGGAUGACGGGCAACGACGUGUGCUGCGACUGCGGGGCGCCAGACCCCACGUGGCUCUCCACCAACCUGGGCAUCCUGACCUGCAUCGAGUGCUCGGGCAUCCACCGCGAGCUGGGCGUGCACUACUCCCGGAUGCAGUCCCUCACCCUGGACGUCCUGGGCACGUCCGAGCUGCUGGAAACCAGCCCUUGCAGCUGCCUGGCCCCGCGACGUCCACACGCCCACCUGGCCAUUCCUGGCUGCUGGUACGACUCGCUGGGCAGGCACCAGGCUGCAGUCAGCUCACCCACAGAGCUGGCCAAGAACAUCGGGAACGCGGGCUUCAACGAGAUUAUGGAGAGCUGCCUUCCAGCCGGGGACCCCGUCAAGCCCAGCCCGGGCAGCGACAUGAGCGCCAGGAAGGACUACAUCACAGCCAAGUACAUCGAGAGGAAGUAUGCGCGGAGGAGGCACGCGGACGGCGCGGCCACGCUGCACAGCCUGUGCGAGGCCGUCAAGACGAGGGACAUCUUCGGGCUGCUCCAGGCCUACGCCGACGGCGCGGAUCUCACGGAGAGGGUCCCCCUAGCCAACGGGCAUGAGCCGGACGAAACCGCCCUGCACCUGGCCGUCAGGUCCGUGGACCGGACCUCGCUGCACAUCGUGGACUUUCUGGUCCAGAACAGCGGGAACCUGGACAGACAGACGGGGAAGGGCAGCACAGCUCUGCACUACUGCUGCCUGACGGACAACGCCGAGUGCCUGAAGCUGCUGCUGCGCGGCAAGGCCUCCAUCGAGAUCGCUAACGAGUCGGGGGAGACGCCGCUGGACAUCGCCAAGCGCCUGCGGCACGAGCACUGCGAGGAGCUGCUGACCCAAGCCUUGUCUGGAAGGUUCAACUCCCACGUGCACGUGGAGUAUGAGUGGCGGCUGCUGCCCGAGGACCUGGAUGAGAGCGAUGACGACGUGGACGAGAAGCUGCAGCCCAGUCCCAGUCGGCGGGAAGACCGGCCGGUCAGCUUCUACCAGCUGGGCUCCAGCGCCGCGUCGGUGGCCAAGGACAAGCAGAGGGGCUUCGCGCCCAGCAUCGUGCAGAACGAGACGUACGGAGCUGUCCUGAGCGGCAGCCCGGCCCCCGGCCAGCCCGCGGCCCCCGGCGCCCCCCCGCUGCCCCCGCGGAACGUGGCCAAAGCCCAGGCCGCCUCCGCUAACGCCCUGUGGAAGACAAACUCUGUGGGUGUGGACGGUGUCAGCCGGCAGCGGUCCUCGUCCGAUCCGCCCGCUGUCCACCCGCCGCUGCCCCCUCUCCGCGUGACGUCGACCAACCCCCUGGCUCCCACGCCGCCCGCUCCCGCAGCAAAGAUGCCCGGUGCCCUGGAAGCCCUGAGCCAGCAGAGCAAGCUGACCCCGCCGGGCAAGCCCACAGCCCCGCCCCUGCCGCAGCCGCAGCCGCCCAGCCGCCUCCCGCAGAGGAGGCCUGCUCCGGGGACUGACAAGUCGACCCCACUGAUCAGCAAAGGCCAGCCUCGAGGCCCUGCAGCGGACAUCUCCGGAACAGAAGCUCUGGGUCCUCUGUCCAACACCCCAGCCCUGCAGCCCCCCGCGCCCAUGCCCAGGAAGUCACAGGCGGCCAAGCUGAAGCCCAAGCGGGUGAAAGCCCUCUACAACUGCGUGGCCGACAACCCAGACGAGCUGACGUUCUCCGAGGGGGACGUGAUCAUCGUGGACGGGGAAGAGGACCAAGAGUGGUGGAUCGGCCACCUCGAUGGAGACCCCAGCCGCAAAGGAGCAUUUCCCGUGUCUUUUGUGCACUUUAUUGUGGACUGAAUCGCUACUGAACAAGCACCCUUAGCAGUGACGUUCCUGCUCGUUAUUGGUACCCACGCUCUUGCCAGAAACCAGUUUCAGGAACUGUAGGCCCACUUGCUCGAAUGCCACUCACCGUUGUGUUUCUAAAACUCACAGGCAAUUUCUAUCUACAAAUGGAUCGUUUUUUAUAAUUUGUGAUUUUCAUGAAACAUGGCUCUACUUUUAUUAGGAAAAACUGAAUUGCCUAAAAGGUGAGCUAAAAAGCUAUUUUAACUACACAGUCAAGAUCCCGAAACGACAGAAUUAGCGGAACCCGAUUCGAGGACCGGAAAUUCUGCCUGCUCUCCUUGGCCCGAUGACGACGUCGGCGCUCGCCAGCUGCUUGUUGUUUAGGCGGCUACGUGCUGUCAGUUCCCCUUUAGAGACCUUUUAAAAACGCCUUCUUAAGAUUUCCCUUGAAAGCCACCCAGUGUUCAGUUAAAGCCACUUGGGAAUGGACACUAGCAUUGUACACUCCAACCCUGAUGUGUGAGGGUGCGGCGCUCCUUGUGUUCUGCAUGUGUGUGUCACCUGUUGUGAACAGUCCAUCCUCCCUAACAAAACUGCCAAUAGCUGAUCGUGGCGCACGACAUAACAGUUCAUUCGGUUCCAGGGUGGGUGACACUGCGUUUCCUGAGUUCGGUUAAAAACUGGCGACGAUGGAUUGCUAAAGGGUUCUCCCCACUCGCUUGGAUGCUCUAGGUGCUUCGGAAACGGCCUUCCUGAGCUCCCCCCAUCGCACAGGUAGCCCGCGUGCGGCCCCGCUGUUGCCACCCGCUCGUUUCCCAGUGUGCCCGCCUUCUCUUCUCGCCUGAGAACACCCCAGUCUAGUGUCUGGUAUUUAUAUCCUACACCAAUAGGUUGGUGGUUACACUGUCUUGACAUUUAAUCUUCCUUCAUUGGUAGCCAAGCGCAUAUCAGAAACCUGUAGGCCCCGGGAAUGAAACACACCCGGACAUCCCAGUUUCACUCUAAGCGUCAUAUCGUUCUUACACUUAAACUACUGGGGCUAGGGGGUUAGGUUGUAUGUGAUCAAAUCAAUUCAUUAGUUUGAUGAACUCGACUGUCAUACCUCUACCUAGUCAUUGAGCGUGUUCACGGGAGGAUGUGGGAAACGCCGGCUCUGUGAGGAGAAACGGGCGGAAGCGCCCGCCUGGCUUUUACCGCCAGCCCAGGCCUGAGCCGCAGCGCAGGCUCGGAGAGGAGAGCGAGGCGGCGGCGCCUUGGAGCGGAGCAGCCCGCGUCACGCGGGUCCUUGUAAGUGUAGGAUGUUGGCUUUUGUUUGUGAUUGUGUUGUUUUUCGUUGCUAUUCUAAAGGAAGACAGAACUGGAAUGUUUUAUGAUGUUGUAGCCCAUUGCUCUUUGCCUGUCACAGUUCCAGGUAAAGUGUGUUAGCUGUAUGAUUAGUCUUAUUUUUAAAGCACUACAUCUCUUUUUACUGGUUGUUAGCUUCUGCUGUUUGAACCCUCCAUUUGGUUAACUUUCUCGCAGGUUUCAGGAAGCGAACGGAUGUGUGUUUUGCACCACGCACUUACUUUAACACAGUCCCCCCACAUCUGCCUCGUACAGUCCGCCUGUGACUCCUCGGUGCCGCUAUGUGAGAAUUACCACUCCCAAUCUAAUGUCCCAGGCUCGCUGGGACAGACAUCCAGGAAAUACUUCCCAGGCUAGUUUGGUGGUGCUGUUGUGCAUAACGGAUAGGACUCUUGUCAGGAGAAAUCAUCAACUUCCCUGCUGAUAGGCUUUCCUACUUACUUGCUCUCUGCAAAUAAAUUUAAAAAGUGAGAGGAAGGAAAGCGUUGUAGAUAUCUAUUUAUAUUCCAGGUUUAUGUUUCACGAACUUCGCUACGGGAUCCUGGCAUUGUGUGUGCCCCUGGUCAGGUCUGACUGCAGGCAUGAGGACUGGGAAACGGGCAGACCCGUGUGCUCUGCUGAGGGCGGGCACUGCCACAUGCAGCUGGAAAUGCUCGGAGAUGUAUGAUACUCGAUUCAUCCACUUGAUUCCUUUGGUCUAGUUGCAGCGCAACUGUACAUAUUGUAUAACCUAAAUCCUUAUUUUCAUUGUCCUCGAUGCGGUGAUUUAUACCUAGAGCAUGUUAAUAAGUCUACUCUUCUUGGUGACUAGUCAUUUGACUAGAAAAAAUAAAAUACUUUUAAAUGGA